GAAAAUCAGUGAUAGAAGUAUAUGCAUAAGCACAAUAAAAUGCAUAAUGCAAGACCUCAUCGAAAAAAUACUAAAUAAGUUUACUAAUGAAUUUCGUGCAAAUACAACAUUGUUUUUAUUCAUAUUUUUAAUAAUUUUAAAUAAAAGUUACCAAACUGUCAAUACGGACUCGAGAUACAUCGACACCGAAAAGAAUACAUUCGAAUAUGCAUACUCAGUCGAUCAUCCAUCAUCAGGUGUCUUCAUGCACACAUGGGCAAGAGGAGAAAAAAAUAAUAACGACGAUUUCGUUACAGGAGGAUAUUCGUUGAUGGAACCCGGUGGAAAUGUGAGAUCCGUCCACUACGAAGUAGAUGGCGAAAAAGGCUUCAAGGCAGUGGUUCUGUACAGACAACCAGGAUCUUAUAUGAGGCAAAACAUCUACAACAUUCCGGUGAAACCUCGGAAACCGAUUCAUCACAAAAGUCUCAUUGCCAAAUUAAUACAAUAA
Ctenocephalides felis (cat flea) is the source of this 490-nucleotide messenger RNA. Its product is annotated as cuticle protein 7-like. NCBI's taxonomy places the organism in Eukaryota, Metazoa, Arthropoda, Insecta, Siphonaptera, Pulicidae. The coding region runs from base 47 to 490 and encodes 147 amino acids. The record is from RefSeq and is a predicted model, not a curated record. The transcript is spliced from 7 exons.